Messenger RNA from Ostrea edulis (European flat oyster), 4967 nucleotides. RefSeq lists its product as uncharacterized. Gene Ontology annotation, molecular function: scavenger receptor activity. The coding region runs from base 59 to 3829 and encodes 1256 amino acids. The transcript has 21 exons. The record is from RefSeq and is a predicted model, not a curated record. Lineage: Eukaryota; Metazoa; Mollusca; Bivalvia; Ostreida; Ostreidae.
UUUGUUUUGUUGUGGUUGAAUAUUUGAUUCCUGUGGUGCGAUAUUGUUUAAAUUGAACAUGAUUCGGAUCUUUCUUUUAUCAUGUGUAUGUGUUUCCCAAGUCAGAUUAUAUAACAACAUUGCUUUAGGAAAACUUGCACAGCAGCUGUAUCCAUAUUCUUCCUUUAGAUGGGGAGCUGAUAAAGCGGUGGACGGAUUAAAAUCAGACUAUUCUGCUGCUGGAGGACAGUGUACGAUAUCGGGAAUUGCGAAACGAACAGCCAGGUGGUGGGUGGAUCUAGGAGGUGUCCUCAGUAUACAUCACAUAACUAUAUACUACAGGACGGACAAUGUGGCCUGGGAUUUCGAUAAUGCGUACACCACUCGAUUCCUUGGUUUCUCGGUAUAUAUAUCGAACACAACUAAUAAAGAUGACGGGGUACUGUGUUUUAAAGACACGGUGUACACCAGAGCCACAAUACCGAACCCGACAAACAUAACAUGUCUAAAUCAUGGACGUUACGUCAUUUAUUACAUCGAGAGACUCCAAGGCGUCACUUAUCCUCCUGAAUAUUCUUCGUCCGCACACAACGAGCUCUGUGAAUUUGAAGUUUACGGUUGUCCAACACCAGGCGUUUAUGGAGAGAACUGUGAUAUACCGUGUCCUCAGAAUUGUCAGGAGAGACACUGUGACAUUGUGACUGGAACCUGUCUGGGGUGUAUUCCGGGAUAUAAAGGGUCUUUCUGCGAUCAACUCUGUGAUAAUAAGAAAUACGGCCUGGAGUGUAAACAGAACUGUGGUAACUGUAGCGAUGGGAUACAAUGUAAUCACGUGAACGGAAGUUGUCCGAACGGAUGUGACGUCGGAGCUCGAGGCGAUAAAUGCGAUGAAGAUCUAGACAGUGAUUGUGUGGAAAAGUUGGUGGAGAACAUUCAAGUUUCCUUUCAUAACGUGUCUUGGACAACAGCUGUUGCAGGACCUAUAACACAGUAUGAUCCACAGGUCAAUCUGAUUUGCUCCUUUACACCUGCUGCUGAUGAUACGCUAUUGUACCACAUAACCUGGAACGUCGACAACAACAUUCUGAUUAAAAGUCAGAAUGUUGACAAGACAUCCCUACAGAACGCAAUACUCUCUGCUGAUGAUCUCCACAAUGCCGGGAAAAAGAUUGGUAUCUGGAUACAAUGUAUCGUGGGACUAACAAAAUCAGAGGAUAAACUACCAUGUGUUACCAAAGGGAGCACUCUUUUCUUCGCUGGAAUAGAGGUUUUGAAUGAGACGCUUACGAUUGAGAGACAGGACCAUUCAACCAUCAUGGUACGUCCAACUAUCCCGUUCGGUUCCCAAACCUUAGAUACGGGAACACAGAACACAAGUCCUUUGAAUAUACAGCUGUCAUUCCUGAACGACAAUAUCAAGGCCAAGUGUCGAGCUAAUGGAGGCUUUGCCCAAUGUUCUAUUACAAUACCAAGCUACACGUACGAUGAAAGACAAAAGUAUGACGAUACAACAAACUGGUAUAAAAUCUACACAAUGACGGUCUAUAACUCAGAUGAGGAGGGAUACUAUAUUGAUAAUCGCCGCUUGGUACUAAGACUAGAAACAAACAGUCCAGCAGGCAAUGGAGCUAGAAUAUUUGGUGGUGUCGUGCUUCCAGAUGUAUACAUCAAUAUCGUGGAGUCAAAUGAAGCAUGGAAGGGAAAGCGAUGCAGCUCGUAUAUCGAUCCACAUUUAACAUCCUUUGAUGGAUUACCCUUCGAAUGCCAGGCAACAGGAUGCAUUACAGGGAAGACAUACACAUUCUACAAAAACAGCGAUCAUCUACAAGAGGUCCAGGUACGACAUGCUAAUUGUUGGGGCUCACCACGGUGUGCAUGUGCAGUAGCAGCUAGAUCAGGUCAAGAUGUGUUCACAAUGGACUUCUGCGACUCAAGACGAUACAUCAAUUUCCCUAUAUGUAAAGACAAAUCACUGAAGGUCAUCAAAGAAACAGAUAAACUAUUUAAGAUACUUUUUCCAACUGGGACUUACGUCAAAGUGAUGUUAUACGAUUCUGGAUCAUGGUACAUGAACAUUGAAGUCUAUCCAACUGUUGCUGAUGUACAGAAAACAUCAGGACUAUGUGGGUUUUUGGACGAUGAUACAACAAAUGAUCUUCGUCUUUUGGAUGGAUCGAUCAGCACUUCUAGUCCUCCGGACGAUUUCUCUUUAUCAUGGAAAUUACCAGAUGGCAGCGCUGAUGAUCUCCUGUCUCACUCACAUUCUGUAUAUGACACCCUAGCUCCCUUGUCAACCUACUUCCAAAAGUUGUGCACAUGUGAUCGCGGAAAAACGUAUUGUAGUUACAAGAAAUAUGUAGACUGUGAAACAGAUGUAAAAGGAAAGGAAUACCAAUGUAUCUUACACAAUAGCGCCAGGAAAAAACGAGACCUGGAAUUCAUUCAUAAUGUCCAAAAAAGAGAACAACAGUCAGAAACUAAGAUGCAGCGAGUCGUGCGAAGUAAGCGGCAGGUCAUAACUGUGGCAGAUGCUCAGAAGACAUGCUACACAACGUUUGAAGAAUCACAGCUCUAUGCAACGUGUCUUGAAGUAGUGCCAAAUUUUAGCAAUGAAAGCGUGGAAAACUGCAUUUUGGAUUUGUCUAUGACUGGAGAGGAAAACCUCACACAAAUACAUCUUGAAACUGCUCUCGGACAAUGUCAGGCAUAUAUUUUGCUGAAUUCAACUCUGAAAAAAGAACAGUCUAACUUUUCAGAGAUAAUGAUCAAUUUAUGUCCAAAUAAUUGCAGCAGUAACGGUAUUUGUUCUGGGGGAAACUGUACGUGUAACUAUGGCUACGGUGGAAGCGACUGUUCGUUUGAUAUUCUCUCCCCACCGACAAUAACCAAAAUAUCAGACGAUGGAUUGUGCGAUAAAACCGAGGAGGCGUGCGAUGAUAUUACACUGUAUGGCCAAUAUUUCUUGGAAAACAUGGGGACUACAUGCUACGUAAAUCGACAAGAGAUAACAGAAACAAAGAACAUUUCUUCACAAGAGUCCUACACCGUUAGCCUAGAGGAGAGAACCUUGUAUGAAGGAUAUUGUAGACUUGAUUAUUCACUGACCAACACAUGGAGUACGACAUUUGAAUUCAAGAUAUCUAAUGAUGGUACCCAGUUCUCAGAGAUGUAUUAUGUGUGUGUCUAUCAGUCGGAAUGUCAAAUAUUCAACAACGACACUGGAAGUGUCUAUUUCACUCUACAGGAUGGAUACUGUUACAUCAACGGGAGCUGUAUUCAGAAAGGUGAAUUCAGUGGUAACGACUCCUACUACCGGUGUGACCCUGAUACAAACAGAUAUGAUUGGACGUAUGAAUGUAACACGACAGUAUCAACAACCCAGGACACAGGGACGACAGCUUCCUCUACAACAAACACAAGUACGUCCUCUAUAGGAACCGAAACCACUCUCAGCAUUUCAAGCAGUACCUCCGCUCCAGGCACUACUUCUACAGGUGCACAAACGACUCUUAGCAUUUCCAGCAGUGUAGCCAGCAGUGUUUCCCCUUCAGACACCACUUCCACAUCUCCAUCAACAACGACACAGUCAACACCUUUGACUUCAACUUCACAGUCAACAUCACAGUCAACUACAUCGCUGCCCCUGGUCUCAUCCUCUACUGAUAGUGUACAUUUAAAGACCACAUCACCAUCAUUGAAUGAUAUAGACGAUAACUCACACAGAAGCACCAAACAGGAUACUGAAUUAUCAGAGCGGGCUAUAGGGUUAAUCUGUGCAGUGGCUUUUAUUACCGUGGCAAUAAUUUCCCUCACCGGAUAUUUGCUCAAAGCAAAAUGUAGCAAAAGGUGAGAUGCUCAAAUUCUCAGCUUGACCACUCAUCAUGCACAUGACGAAGUUGACAUUUGCUACGAAAACAAUACAGUUUCAUCGGGAGAAGAUACGCAUGACAUAUUCGAUAUCCGUCCAGAGGACUUGAUUUCCAGACCACCAUCUGCAACCCCCAUGUCCAGACAAACUCCCACUAAUGACCUGAGUAGAAUAUAUGACCAGAAGCAUAUCUACAAAAUGUUUAAUGUCAGUAAAUGACAUUCGAUCAUGUUUGUUAUUUCUAUAUCUUAACGUUGGAAGUCUUUCUUUAAUACACAAAACAAUGGUUUUGAAACAUACGUUCAAUGUCUAAAAUAUACAAACAACAAUGAUAAUGGAGACAAAAUCAGCUUAGGGUAAAUCUGUCCAAGGAGAAAAACGAAAUUCUGUAUUAUUUAUUUCAAUAUUGUGGAAAAAUAAUGCAUGUGCGGUACUUGGUCACGUUUUGAUUAAUUAUUUCAGCUUUUUUUACAGUGAAUUUCGUUGAAAAAUGUCUGUUUUGCAAAAUUCAUUGAAAUUGCGUCGAACAAAUUCCAAAUGAUUUUUUUAUAGACGUUGCUGUAAUAUCUGACGUCAAAUGAGAAUUUAAAUCUUAAAAGCACAUUUGUUAGAAAUAAGAGUAUUUUGAGCUUAUGCGUUUUGGCUUAGUGAUUUCAUCCUGUUUUCUCAAUGAUCAAUAUAUCAAAAUUUACUCAGCAACUUUAAAAGAACUUUGGGAGAAUUUUGCAUAAUUUCAUCCUACAAAAUAUGGAUAUUGGACCAAGACGAUAUCACUUGGAUUGUCAAGGCCAUACAUUAUGUAACCAUGAAAUGAUGGUUCGAUGCGGCCAUAGAAAGUAUGAGAUAUGCAAAUAUCAUGAUUGGUGGUAACCGAAACGUACUGUUGAUUUAUAACAAGCUGAAAAUGUCUACAACAUAUAUCUAUUUUUCACAGUUUUGCCUUUAUGUUUAGUUUGUCAUGUCAUAGUUAUUACCAUAUUUUAUAAUAUGCACUUGCAAUGUAUUUCAAGCCCCUUAAUCAAUUAAUUACACCCUAAACGUCUACAUUUUGUCUUCGAUAUCAAAUUACUUAACAAAGUGUUAUGAUACAUAAAGUUAAACAAAGUAUGAUGAAAAACGC